This is a messenger RNA of Didymella exigua CBS 183.55, 2476 nucleotides long. RefSeq lists its product as uncharacterized. Lineage: Eukaryota; Fungi; Ascomycota; Dothideomycetes; Pleosporales; Didymellaceae. The coding region runs from base 143 to 2287 and encodes 714 amino acids. The record is from RefSeq and is a predicted model, not a curated record. Gene Ontology annotation, molecular function: protein binding. The transcript has a single exon.
CGUGAUUGCAUAUGGUUCCACUUGGAUUUGUUUCUUGUUCAGUCACUCGCUCAGCCUGAUUCUUAUUCUUUGCAAGCCCUCCCCGACACCCACACACGCUUCACCAACGCAUGCAUCAUAUGCUCAAUUCGAUGGGUGCCAAAUGAGCAGCUCCGUCCGCAGCCGCAGCGCCGCGCCGCAGUCGACCAGCGAUACGCAGCAACACAAUGUCCGCGAUGCGGCCCUGAUUGGAGCCGCCUCAGCCUUCGCCAGACCACCCGUCAAGCCUCAGCAUCUGCCCAACACGUACACCGGGAGCAGCAAUGGAGCGCUCCUUGCUGCCACGAAAGUAGGAACAGGGCGGCCAAGCACUUCGGGUGGCACGGCUCCGCUGCAGAGAGAUUACACCGGCGCCAGCUCGCGGGGUGUCAGCAGGCCGCAACCCUCGCCCAAGCACGUCGGCAGCUCGAGCUCGCUGGGCGUGCCGGACAUGCACACCGACCGCGCACCAUCACCGGCGGCAUACACGGCUGCCACAUUGGCGGCUGCGCGCCUCAGCCCUCUGCGGCCAGCCACCCAGGCCCGAGGACCAGCCAUGAUCAGUGAAAUGGAUGCGAACGAGCGCGAUGUGCUGCCGCCGUCUGGGAGCGUGGGGAACGUGUUAGCGCGGCUGGAGCAGCAAAAGUCUAGCCAGCAGGCAUCGCCGCGCCAGCAACCACGCAAGGAGAAGGAUGGCUUUGGCCCACAGUCCGUUGCCAGUGCAGCGGCGAGCGCAGGACCGCGAGACAAGCCUACAGACGACACACCUAUCCAGUCGACCAACUCCCUCGUCAGCAUGUUCGAGCAGAACCGCCCCGUCACCCCCACACAACCUCCUGUCGCACCAUCAGUCAUUGUCCAAAACUCCCCACCCCCUGUCAAGUCGCCCAAGCCACGACGCAACUUCACACUACCUCCAGAACCCAAAGAUGAAGCUCCAUUAGCAAGGGAGAGGACGAACACGCCGCCGCCACCAAAGCCCAAGCCCGCGAUUGAGAUGCCACCACUACAGUUCAUCGACGGCACUAGGGAAUCGUCUCGCUCCUUCCUCCCGCCGACGCAGAAUGCGCCGCUGAAGUCUCCGCCAAUUAGGCAGAAGCCGAUCCAGCUGGCAGCUCUUAACACGAAGGCCAUCACUGGUCCCCAGGGCCGACCCAAGUCGCAAGACUCCAAGCGCUCGGCGACUUUCAACAGGCGGCUGUCGACGUCAAUCGAGAGCAACGCACCAUCGUCGCCCGCAUCCUUCAAAUCCGCGAAAGAGGAGCAAGAAGAGGACGAGAAGACCAAGCUCGCUAUGCCUCCACCACUCGAAGAAGAAGAAGAGAAGGCAAAGCCCGCACUACCUCCACCGCGACGAUCGAACACCCGUAAAGCCGAAUCAGUCCCAACAGAUGCAAAACUUCUAAAACCCUCUGUCCCGCCCCCGCGCCGACAAGGCAAGCCCGCUUCUCCUCUGCAACCCCCCGAACGGCUCUCCCCACCCCACCGCCCCUCCUCAGCCACUGGCUCCGUGUAUCACAAUCCCUACCAGCGCCAAUCCGUAAAGGCUAUAACCAAACACAUGACUGGUGAAUCGCUAUCGAGUGCUAUAAUGGGCGCCGCAUUAGCAACAAGCCGGACAUCCUCCCCAAAUCCCCCUCCCAGUAACACAAUCGAACCACUCUUCCCACCGCGGGCGCAAAAACACCACCACCACCUCCCAUUCCACCGCUCCCCGUCUCCGCAAAAAGCUUCUCCGCCAAAGACAACGAGCAAGCUGAGGACAACGAUGCGCAAGGACCCCUCGCCGGCAAGUAGCUCAGACGACGAAAAUGAAUUCAAAGGCAAGGGCAACAGAAUGCUGGGCCUGAAGGUCCGCAAACAUCCCAACAAGCACCACGAGGGGACGCGCAAGCGGUGGCGCGACCAGAUCACCGAGCGCGAGCGGAAGAGGUACGAAGGCGUGUGGGCCGCGAACAAGGGUGUUCUGCUACCCCUGCCGAUCAAGGACAGGAGCGGCGUAGUGGACGACGAGGAUCCGAGUCUCGAUGUCUUGAACCUCGUGGUCAGGGAGAUAUGGAUGCGGAGCCGGUUGCCGGACCAUGUUCUGGAGGAAGUCUGGGCGCUUGUUGACGGCCGGGAGGUUGGGCGGUUGACGAGGGUCGAGUUCGUGGUUGGGUUGUGGCUUGUGGAUCAGCGGCUUAAGGGGCGGAAGCUGCCGACCAGAGUCAGUGACAGUGUGUGGACGAGUGCGAGAGGGUUGGGAAUCAAGGUCAAGGUGCGGACCUGAGCGGAGAGGCUAGUAUGCAUGCAUUGCCGGUGUUCUGCUUUCGAGAUACCCAUGGUCAAUUCAGCUAUCUUCUAAUAUGCAUUCUUCCCACUUCAUUUGCGCUACGGAAUCCGGUAAGACGGGAGUCCCCAUUUUUUUGUUGCUUCUCUCCUGUAUCUGCUGGUCAACGACGCCAGAACUCCAGUGUCC